AUGGAAAGAUCCGAGAAAGCUGAUUCUGCAGAUGGCAAAGUGUUUCCAAAGAUGGUUGUGGGUCUUGCAACUGGUCAAGUUGGUCCAAGCCUUCGAUCAAGGUCCAAUGAAUUCACUCAGGCUGAGACUCAAGGGUCAAAGAAAGUCACUCCGAUUACUGAAAGAGGUUGUGCAGUCACUUGCAAUUUUUCUCCCAAAGAUCUUCAAGUUCUUUGCGAAUUGCGAGUUGAUUUCAAGAAUUUAGCAAAAAAUGGGUUGGAUCUUCUUCCUGCAGUCAAGUUUCAAGGUUGGGAAGGAUACUUCAAUAGGCUCACAGGACCCAUCUACUACAAGUUGGUAAAAGAAUUCUGGAAACAUGCUGAGUGUGACGAUCUUCAAGUUGUUUCCUAUGUGCUGGGCAAGAAGAUCAUUAUUACUGAAAGAUCAAUUGCUCUGCUUCUGGGUCCAGACACUAUCAGGGGUUACAGAUUUCAGGCCCAUGAUUCCAAGUUGAAGAAAGUGAAAGACACAAUCAAUUCGGAGCUGUAUGCAAAUUGGCAAUCUGGGAAAUCCGACUACAAGACCAGAGAGCUUCAUCCUGAUUUAAGGAUCUGGCACAAGAUCAUUCUGAAUUGCUUCAAUCCCAGACCCACUGGAAGCUCUCCUGACUACAUCAACUUCAAUCAGAAGGUGAUGCUUUACUUCAUCAAGACCGGGCAAAAGAUAUGUCUUCCUUACUUCUUAUUCACUUAUCUGAAAGAUUGCAUAAGGAGAUCAAGAACAAUUGUUGCUGCGACCAAGAACACAAUCAAAUACAUUCCUUUUGGAAGGCUGUUAUCUGACAUCUUUGUUGAGAGCAAUUUGGUCAGGGAUUUGAUCAAUGCUGGAUGCACCGAAGACCUUUCCACUCUGGCUGGAGAAGCCUUCACCUCUACAUCUCUAAAGAGGAUGUGCCUAAUUGAAAAGAAAAUUGAGGCUGAAUCUGUCAUCACUCCAGAAGAGGUUAAGGGAAGAAGAAUUCCUCUCAAUGAUUAUCCCCUCUGGUCUAAGGCUGAUGAUCCAGAGGCUAUCCUAUACUACAUUGAGGAUCUGAGGAGUCUUGGAUUUGAGAUUGAUGUCGAUGAGUUCUUCAGAGCUCUUCCAGAAGCUCCUGAUUAUGAAUCUCCUAAGAAGUAUAAGACAAAGAGGAAGAAAGAGGAUACUACUACGGCUGCAAAGGAUGACUCUGAGGAUGGUGAUGAUGACGAGCAACCACCUCAGAAGAAGAAGAAGAAGAAGGUCAGAAUUGCUACAAGGGUUAUCCAGCAGGAAACUACUCAAGCACCAAGAACUACCAGAGUCACAAGAUCUUCUGUCAGGAACUCAAAUGAACCUCUUUGGCAACGCAUCCAAACUCCUCAACCCUCUGAACCUACUUCCACCAUUCUACUUCCAUAUCCCUCACAAGCCUCUGAACCUCAACAAGCCUCUGCCUCUGAACAACAAGCCUCUAAACAACAAGCUCCUGAACAACAAGAUUCUGAACCACAACCCUCUGACCAUUCUGAAAAGGAAACUCCAUCUCCCACUCCAUCCAUACCUUUUGUCACCAAUACUGCUGACUCCUCCCCAUCCAACAACUCUGAAUCACAGCAAAAAUUCUUCCAAGCGGCUAGUGAUAGGAUCUCAGAGCUUCUUGAGAAUAUCCUAAGUGCUCCAAGUCCAAACCGGUAUCCUGGACCAAGACCAGAACCUCUUGUUCCUGCACCUCUGGAUGUGGUCCCUCUGAACUUGGCCUUUCCUCCUCCAAAGGAAAGAAAAUUUUCUAAGGUGUCCCUCUCCAACUACUCAUCUGUCAACUCUGAAGACUUUGAGUUUCCAAACACUGAAGCUGGCACCUCUAACCCAACUCCAGACCCAAAGACCUCUAAUCUCAUGGCUCUGGAAGUUGCCUCUCCUCAAGCUACCUCUGAAGCUACGAGCUGCAAUUAUCCUCCUCCACCUGAAGCCAACCUUCCUAUCAUUCCCUAA
This is a messenger RNA of Lotus japonicus, 1989 nucleotides long. RefSeq lists its product as uncharacterized. The transcript is spliced from 2 exons. The coding region runs from base 1 to 1989 and encodes 662 amino acids. Lineage: Eukaryota; Viridiplantae; Streptophyta; Magnoliopsida; Fabales; Fabaceae. The record is from RefSeq and is a predicted model, not a curated record.